CCUCCAGCCAGCCGGAGCACCCUCCUCCUCCUCUUCCUCCUCUUGGAUCACACAGCCCGCCUGCUCUAGUCCACUUUCUCUCUCUCUCUUCAUACCUCUCACUCUCUCUGCUGUCUCUUGUCUUUUAUCUCUCUUUCUCUCCCUCUUUCUGUCUCUUUCUCUCUUUCUGUCCUCCACUUCUCUCCAGCCGCAAGAAGCUCGCAGGCUCGCCGCUCUUCCUCCAACUACUGAGGAUUCAGAAGCACUCGGGACGAAGACCCUGUCACUGGAGCCACGAUGGCAAUGAGCAGCAUCCUCAACGCUGAUGACAUCAAGAAAGCUCUAGAUGCAUUUGCAGUUGCUGACUCCUUUAACCAUAAGAAGUUUUUCGAGAUGGUGGGUCUGAAUGCCAAGUCUCCUGAAGACGUGAAGAAGGUAUUCACGGUGCUGGACGCCGACAACAGCGGCUUCAUAGAGGAGGAGGAGCUCAAAUUCGUCCUGAAGGGUUUCGCCAAAGAUGGCAGGGACCUGACAGACAAGGAAACCAGAGAAUUUUUAACAGCAGGCGACAAGGAUGGAGACGGCAAGAUUGGAAUUGAUGAGUUCGCCGCCCUGGUGAAAGAAUAAACAGUCUAGCACUCUGAGAUCACCUCCCAGCCACCGCUACAUCCCGCUGGCCCCUCUGCCUCCCCAGCACCCACACCUCACCGCCCCACCCUGACUCCCAGCCCCACCAGACUGCAGCCGACUCCUGCUACACACACUCCUCUUCCUCAACUUUCCCCCACUGCUGUCUUCACUGGGUGCCAUGCUGCACUGUAGGAAGUCCGCUGUGGUGUGCCACCCCCUCACACACAAACACCUCCUCAAACGUCCCCACAGCUAUAUUCAUCCUAUUUAUUUUAUCCUUUUUAUACAAACUGUUCUUGUUUCUGUUUAUGUAUAGAUAUAAAAACAUGCCUGCAGGAAUAAACCUCACAUUUUAAAGCAUAAAGUAGAUAUUUAAAGAAAAUAGAGGUUAUAUGAGAAAGACCUUAAUGUCCUUCUGUAUUUCCGACUUUCUUAUCUCUUCAUUUCCUUAGUCAACACUUCCUCUCACUUUCCGACUUUCUUUCUCCCUUUUUCUGUUCUUCACUUCUCUCUGUCAAUUUCACUCCUGGCACAGUUCCCUCCCUGCAUUCGCUCCCCUCUCUCCCUCCCACGCCAUCACCCCAUCCAUCUAUCUAUCUACCCAUCCCUUUCUCCUCUGGUAAUGAGCUGUUGUAAAACAUACCAAAAGAAGAAAGAGGUCAAGCUGUGAAAGAA
Messenger RNA from Epinephelus moara (kelp grouper), 1284 nucleotides. RefSeq names its product parvalbumin 6 (gene pvalb6). The record is from RefSeq and is a predicted model, not a curated record. Gene Ontology annotation, molecular function: calcium ion binding. The coding region runs from base 277 to 606 and encodes 109 amino acids. Gene Ontology annotation, cellular component: cytoplasm; nucleus. The transcript is spliced from 5 exons. NCBI's taxonomy places the organism in Eukaryota, Metazoa, Chordata, Actinopteri, Perciformes, Serranidae.